AUGUUGUUAGUUUCUGGUAUGCAGAAAAAGAGGAGACCUGUGGUUGACUACAUUGAGAAAGUUCAGAGAACAGUGACCCCUUACAUGAGAGCAGAUUUGGUCGACUGGUUAGUGGAUUUGGCUGUGAGAUACGAUCUUCUCUCCGAUACUCUUCAUCUGUGUGUGUCAUACAUUGAUAAGUAUCUAUCAGUUAAACCUGUGAUCCAGUCAAAUCUUAUGUUGCUAGGUGUUUCGUCCAUGUUCAUUGCUUCGAAGUACGAGGAAAUUGAUCCACCCAGUUUGAAAGAUUUUUGCGACAUCACUGAUAACAUUUGUGAUCAGACAGAGGUUGUAAAGAUGGAAGCUAAAAUACUCAAGUCCCUAAAUUUUGAAAUGGGCAACCCUACUGCCAUCACUUUUCUGAGGGUUUUUCUUGGUUCUGUUUCUGAGAAGCAAAAAACUCCAAAUUUGAAGAUUGAAUUUCUAGCUAGCUAUUUUGCUGAGCUAAGUUUGUUGGAUUAUGAUUGUAUAAGAUUCUUGCCCUCUAUUGUGGCUGCAUCUGCAAUAUUUCUUGCCAGAUUUAUCAUCGAGCCUGAAGUGCAUCCUUGGACUUCUUCGUUGUGUGAAUGUUCGGGUUACAAACCAGUUGAGUUGAAAGAGUGUGUCCUCAUCUUGCAUAACUUGUAUUUGUCAAGAAAGGCAGAGUCAUUCCAAGCUGUUAAGAAGAAAUACAAGCAGCACAAGUUCAAAUUCGUGGCAAAUCUGCCUUCCCCUCCACACGUACCAAGUUACUACUUUGAAGAUCACUCACAUAUUGAUGAGGGAAAACUUAACCCGAAGCCUGAUGAGAUCAGCAAACCUUCUGCACAAUCUACAAUGAUUCCAUGA
Messenger RNA from Sphenostylis stenocarpa, 867 nucleotides. NCBI's taxonomy places the organism in Eukaryota, Viridiplantae, Streptophyta, Magnoliopsida, Fabales, Fabaceae. The record is from the annotation of a GenBank genome assembly.